Messenger RNA from Prunus avium (sweet cherry), 717 nucleotides. Lineage: Eukaryota; Viridiplantae; Streptophyta; Magnoliopsida; Rosales; Rosaceae. The record is from RefSeq and is a predicted model, not a curated record.
AUGGGGUGGCUAAAAUCCACUUUUGAGCUUCUGCCUACCCAUAGCUCUUCUCUGGUGUUAAUGACUCUCUGGGCCUUAUGGAAAGACCGCAACUCCCGACUUUGGGAGGGCACUGGUACGAGUCCUGCUUGCCUGGUGGCUCUGGCUCAGUCUUGGUUGAGCGAUUUUCAUCAUAUCAAUAAUGUUAGUCGUAUACCCCAGGCCACCCAUGUCCCCCCUCCUCGUUGGACUGCUCCGUUGGAAGGCUUUUCCAAGAUUAACGUCGACGGCUUUUGGCGUGCCGAUGACCGUAUUGGGGGUUUUGGGGUGGUGAUCAGGAACGAGUUUGGUGCUGUUCUGGCUACUGGUGCCUGGAAGCGCGACAACCUUGGGUGCUCUGAUCAGACCCAUGUCGUGGCUCUGCUAGCGGGCAUGAAACUUGCUGCUGACCUGGGUAUUACCCAUGCAAACUUCGAAAGUGGCUCAAAGAAAACUGUGCUUGCAGUCAGGAAAGCCAGCUCCUUUGACUCUCCUUUAGGUGUCCUCUUUGCUGAUUGCGGGGCCCUCUUAUCUCAUUUCCAUUCGGCCACUGUGGCCCACGUUCCAAAAACUUGUAAUAGAGUAGCUAGUAGGCUCUCUCACUUUGCUUUAAGCGUGAGCCAGGAUUGUCUCUGGCUCUUGGAGCCUCCUGACUUACUUCAAGAUCUCCUUUUUGAGGAGUGUAUCCCUGGUUUUUAA